AUGUCUGCCCCGCCGCUUAAUUCCGCCGGCGGAUACAACCUCGAGUUCCACGCUCCUUCCGACGAUGCCUGGUACAGCGUCCGCGCGAUUUUCAAUGGAAAAAAUAAGGAGUUGACGGUGAAGUUCGAGAACUUCGGCGACGGAGAAGACUUGGUUUUCAAGCCGGACAGGUUUGUCACUGCCUGUGACCUCGAGGAGUUCGAAGCUCGAUUCAGGCCUGUUUCUCAUCAGCUGCAAGACUGGGAGUGCCGGGAGGCUAAGAAAGGAAUGCUGGUCUGCGUUUCUCACUCCGCCGACGGCUUGGACAACCGCUUCUACGACGCCACCAUUGAAGAGGUGAUUCAUAAAGAUCAUUCGGUUGUCAAUGGAGAAGAAGUGUGUUCAUGUGCAUUUGUGGUUGUUUGGAAACAUGGUCCAGCUAAACAUCUGCUGCACAGGAAGAAGAUCGAAAGCAUUUGCAUUGUUCAAUCUGUUUCAGAGCUUGAUCCUGCGGUAGCCAGUUUCUUGGAGGUAGCUAGACAGGAGAUUGAAGGUGGUGCUUGUUUCAAAGCUCCUCCUUUUUCCACCCAUGAAUUUUCUCCUGGGGAAAGAAAGGGAAGCCAGAGGUCUGCUAGUGGAAUGUGGUUCAUGCAAGGUGAUGACGAAUUCAAGGUUGGAACUCAAGAAGGGCUGGAUGUUGGUGAACUCCCAUUGCUAGAAACUAGUGAUGAUGAUGAUCCUCAUAUGGGAGGGCGCUAUGCUCUCCUUGUUGACAAUCUGGAGAAAGGAAUAUCCCCUUCAGAAAUAGUGCAAUUUAUACACAGGGAAACAUCAGUUCUUGUUGAAGCACAUAUUUCCUCAAGUUUCUUUUAUGAAACAUGUACAAAGGCUGCGAUCGUGGUGGACUCUAAGCGAAACUUUCAUGAAGUGUGCAACUUACUAGAUAGUCCUGAUCAUUUGGUGAUCUCUCAGACCGGGAGGCCCUUGGUGAUAACUGAGAAGAGUUUGCCACUUAGUACGUAUAGGAUCACAACCCAGACGAAUUACACACAGAUCAGAAAGUGGUUGCAUGGAAGUAAAGAGCAGGAAAAACAUGUGCUCAGAAUAGUGACACCUGCAUUAGAAGAAUACAGAAGAGCAAAGCAGCUCAAAGAUGUGUUAACGGAGUUCGCAAGUCACCAGAAGUGCCUCUUUCAGACAUUAUCUAAGAAAGAGAACGAGAUCAAGCAGCAUUUUUCCUCUGCAAUGUAA
Molecule: messenger RNA, 1230 nt
Organism: Linum trigynum
Lineage: Eukaryota; Viridiplantae; Streptophyta; Magnoliopsida; Malpighiales; Linaceae
Source: the annotation of a GenBank genome assembly